GAGAGAAUCGAUGAUGCCCCUUUAAUACCGAUGCAUCCCUUCGACUGGAGUAAAAUUGGAUUGAAAACAAAAUUAUAUUUCCCGGGAUAUUACCAGCAAAAUCGAAAAUAGUUACUAAAAAAAACUUUAAUGAAACAUUUGUUAGCAUUUUUGUAGUUCGAAAAUCAAAUGCUUUUCGUUACUAUACUGGAACUCGACAGUGAUAUUUUUGUACAUCUGUACCGCAUGAUAUUGAGCCGAAUUGCACACAGCUAGCCCUCGAGAGCUCCACGCAGAUUUUUUAUAUUUCAAGAGCUCUUGUAGUUGCCAAUUUUUUUAUUUUGCUAUUUGACCACCACCUGAAAUCCAAGUAAAAUGAACAGAGGGGGAUUCGGUGGUCCGCGUCAAGGUAAUAACUUCAUGGGAGGGGGUGGAGGAGGAGGAGGAGGACUCAUCCCACACAACAACCCGCCAAACCAUCUAUCGAUUGGCACCAGCACAAACAACCAGGAUCCUGCAGCAAAGGCUUCCCGUAUCUUCAUUGGCAACCUCAACCCCUUGCAUUCUGAUAGGCAGAAGAUCUUUGAGAUCUUCCGGGAGUAUGGCACCAUCACCGGUAUGUCCAUCCAGAAAGGGUAUGGAUUCAUUCAGUUCACUUCAGAGCUCGAGGCCAGAGCUGCAGUGGAGGCUGAGCACGGGAGGAGGCUGGGAACGCACAAUGCUCAACAUCUAGAUUUACGUGUUGCCAGUGAGCCAGAUGAGAACAGACCAGUUGGAUUCAAAAGAGCUUUUGGAGAGUAUGCUAAUUUUGAGUUCUAUGACCCAGGUUUGUUACCUGCUCAACCGUCAGCUGCCAAGAGACGUAGAUUCCAAGAUCCUACAUUGGAUGAUGAAAGGAGUGGAGAUGAACCACCAGCAUGGAUGUGUUCCAUCUGCAAGCACGUUGAAGUCUCACCCUGGGAGCUGAUGAAGCACGCCGCUGCCAUUCACCAGCUGCUCAUCUAUGACCUGAAGGCGGGCAACAAGGGCAAGACUGGCAACGGAACCAUGUAGAGACAAUUCACCUUGCCAACAUGCAGCUUAGAAGAGGUGGGGGGAUACUCUGAAAUGGGGCUGCCGAGGGUGUGGUUCUGUACUAACGCAGCAAGGAAAGGUAGGAAAAGGAAAAAUUGUUCUAUAAUAGUACAUAUAGGCUAGUGUUUUCAAAGAUUCUAUGAAGUCAUGGAUUUGAAUCCUUUUUCUGUAAAAAAAUAAAUAAUAAUGCAUAUAAGUGGUUCUUACUUACAAGUGAAAUAGACAAUUAUCUCAGCCACUGUUCAAAGAUUCAUGUAUACUGUAAAAUACCAUUAUCUUCAAUAGUGAAGAGAAUAUACCCUUUACUCUCACUUGUGUAGUUUGAAUAUAUGCAUCUCUAUAUUUGAAAUAUAUAUGUAUGCCAUUGUGGCGAAAAUGGUGCAUAAGUAAAUGAAGCAUAACGUUGUUUCUUCAAAUCCUAGUAUCAAACUAACACUGGCCUUGUACACAUUUACUCUUUAAUGUGGACAUAUCUAUUAGCAUACAUCCAUGAUCAAAGACUGGAGUGUGAGUCCUUUCCAGUGACAAUAUUGAUAUUUUGAAGAUGUCUUGUUGUAGAGCAAAUGUUAACCAAGAUAAUGGAUUGUCACAAACUUAGUAUUUCAUCAAUUAGUAUAGGUUGUAUACUAAUGAAUGCAUGUUAGUAAUCAUAUCUGAAUGGAUCCAUGUGUAUCAGACAUGUAUGGUAUUAUACAUGCACAUGUAUGCGUGGAAAUGGGUCUAUAUCAUGAUGUUAUCUGUAGGAGUUUACACAUACUAGGCCUUAUACACUGCAAUACUAGAUCAUCAUGUUGAUAUUGUAUUCCUCAUUCUGAUUUCUGAAACAUUUCCUGAGGUUUUAUAGUGUAUUAUAAAAUUAAAAUGAUUACCAUUAGUGACCAUUGUAUUUAGAUAUAUUGAUUCAUUGAUUGAGCAUCUUAAUGAUUAAAUGUUUAUAGCAUGGAAUAUAAUAGACCUAUGAUGUAAAAUAUAAACAAGUAUUAUAAAGGGAAACUGAAUGUAAUGAAAACAAAAAAUAAAUAGCGAUAUAUGAUGAAUAGUGAAUUGUCUGUAUAAAUGUUGGUUAGAGUUAGAUUCAUACUAGUUAGUUUUUCUUUGGUCAAACCAAGCUAGAUAUUUUUUCUUCUUUUUUUUGAUUUUUUUAAUUAUUUUUUUUUAAUUAUUUUUUUUUGUGUAUGAAGAACAUAUUUCCACAUGCACUUGCAUAGCAAAGGUCUGUUUGAAUACCAUGUUUUGUAUUGUACAGUAUAUUAACACCAUAAAAUGGUAUAUGUUCUAAACCGUUGUGUGACCUUAAUGAGCUUCAUGAAUAGGCAACAUAAAAUUGUUAUGUACAUGUGUUAUUCAUUAUAAUUCAUUAUGAAUGUCGAGUAUUCAUUAUGAAAAUUGAAUUGCGCAUAUUGAUUCAAAAUAUGUGAUUGAGUUAUUAAUUAUGAUUUCCCUGUACAAUGGAUAUCAGUAUUGGUAGAUACUGUAUGAUAAUUUUGUCAAAGAGCAUCCACCGAUGUGAUGUUAUUUCAAUUAUACAGAGUGUCCCAAGAAAAACAAAAGGAUUUAUCGUUGUUUAAUCCCAUGUGAAUUAUAAACUAGUAUGAGUAUUCUGAAGGGAUUAUUCAUAUUUCUCAGUUUAUCACUAAUAUGCAUAUGGUGAAUAUAUACAUAAAGGAGUGGGGGAUUCGCACAACAAAAUACAAUACCGGUAUUUAUAGGGAAAAUUUUCAGUAUCUUACAUGAAGCCAUUCUUUUAAUUAAACAUUUUAAAGUUGUUCUCUUAAUAUCACACCCUAAUCAUACCUGUUUUACUACAUUGUCAUUUCAUUUAUCAAUUAUGUCAUGAAUUGUAUUAAAAGUUUUCAAUAUCACAGCUUAAAAUGCAGAUUUCAAAUGAUGGAACAUUAGUCCUAGAAGGGAUUAAUUUCUUGUGGGAUGCACUGUAUAAAUUGGAAUUUAAGAAGUGUGCCUGUUUGAUAGGUAAAUAUGUAUGAUCCAAGCUUUGUACAAUAGUAUUGUUACAGUAGAAUACACAGGUCAGCUAUUAUAACAACUUACAUUAUUAAAAAUGAUAUUGUUGAAUGAAUUGUUGUGUGACAUUUUGGCAAGGAAUAUUGUUCUUUGGAACCAAUGUAAACCUAAAAAAGUUGUAUUGUAUGGGUGUUUCUGUACCUGAAUUUGAAAUGAUUACAACCCUUUUUUUAAGAAGAGGCUCUUGUUAAAUACUCUAUUAGGACCUUGUAGGUUCUUUCACUUUGGGUCUAGUGUAUCUCAUGAUUAAGGCUAUAAAUAGAUUUAAGAACUUUUCAGGUUUCAGAAACUUUUGCCCUGGUCCUCUGGAUCUUCUGAACUCGUCAGAAGGUCAGUGACCACUGCAUGUUGUCAAUACCAACACCCGUUGGAUCUACUUUGACAGUUUUGUUCUUGGAGAUUAAUUCUCUUCCUCUUUUUCUUGAUAAUCCAAAUGAGAUUUUCUUGAUGCCUGAUAAUGUGGCUUGAGUAGUGUAUGUAAUAUGAUCUGUGAGGAAGUUCACGUUAUUGCCAUUUGAUGAUUGAAAUAGCCAACAUAGUCAGUACUACUUUAAGGGUCUUGUACAAGCAAAGUUCAGCAAUUGUUUGACAUGAAUGGUAUAGUGGAUCUAUGUUUAACCAUUGAUAUACAUUGUAUGCAUUCAAAAUUGACUAUAGUUGAUUUUAGGGAUACUGAUACAUGUGUUUGAAAAUAGGCUCUUUUUUAUUUGAAGAAGUUGCAUCAUAGAAUAAGAGAUGUAGUUGCUGCCAAGUGUGAAAAUAAUGCUGGUGCCUAGUAAAAUUGUGUUUUACCAUCAUAUUUCAUUUCAAAAAAUCAUUUCGUCCACAUAAUUUGUAUCCUGACAUCUGUCAUGGUACUAGUAAAAUGGAAUAUUUUGAUUAAUCUCAUGUUUAAUAUUACAUACCAUUAAAUAUUCAUAAAAGGAAUGGGAAAAGUCCAGCAGAAAUAGAAUUUACAGUGUAUUAUGAUGCAGGGAAUAAUUUUCCUGGUAUCGCAUCGCAAUUUACUCCACACUUUUAUAUGACUGACUUGACUCUUAGACAAAAUUUCUUUGGUGUAGCAAUUUUUUUUUUACAUGGGGCUGUACAGAUCAUAAUUGAAAGCUUUUCUCUAAUGAUCUGAAAUUCUGAUCAAAUUUGAGAUGUAAAAUUAUUCCAUGAUGAUGAUGUCAUGUUGUGACUUCAAAGUUUGAGAUGACUUGAAAAAAUGAUGGAAAUAUUCACUUUUCAAGUUCAGUCAAACAUGUCUUAGCAGCCACCUGUCUCGAUGAUGAAAACCUGCCUUUAGGGGCCAUCUAAAUUGUCUCCCAUCUGAAAAGAAUAUAUAUAUUAGACUCUAAAUUCCAAGGAAAUAGUGUAAAUCCAGAUCGGCUGUGAAUAGUGACUAGCCAAAUAUUAGAUUUAGUUUUAAACCUUGUAGAUUUAAAUAUAAAUCUAAAAGAUUUUAAUUUAAAUCUUUUGAGAUUUGAAACUUAAUCCUAAAGAUUUAAAAUAAAUCCAACCUUCAGCUGGUCAGAGCCGAUUUGGAUUUAUUUAAAUCCUUGGAAUUUAGAGUGUAUAGAACCACCGUCUCCAGUGGCCACUAUUUUUUCCCCUUGGAUGGCCUUAAAUCUUAAUGGACAGUUUUGCCUGUAUAUGUAUAUUUAACAUGAUGAUUAAUCUAGAACUUGUUAAGUGGAUCAUUGUUAACUUUUUGAAUAUAUGUUUUACCACCGCACUAUACCUUUUGUUGGACGCUUAUCUUCAGUUUUAGAGUCAAUGGAUCAUUUUAUUUUACAAUCCCUUAUUAUUUUUUUUUUAGUUUUUCACUGUAGUCUAUACAUUUUAUUUUUUUUUAGUUGAAAAAUAAUAUCUAACAUUUAUUUUUUUAUGUUAAGUAUUGUUUUUAAUUUUUGUGUUUUAGUGAGUUGGUUGUGGUUUAUUUAUGCAUAGUGUAUUGAACAACAUAAGAAAAUAGUAUUUCUAAUUUCAUGUUUUGUAGUAUUUUCUAUAGCAACCAACCACUUUGAGUUUGAAAUACAAAAUAGAAUAGAUUUAUAGGUGACAUCAUGGCCUUAUAUCCCUUUACUAUCUAUUUGCCUCUCAAAAUAUUAAAGUGUGCUCUUGGGUGUGCCAUUAUUUAAGGUUAAAUUCAGUUACUAUUACAUAGACAGCACACAAUGCACCAAAAAUAAAUUAUCUAUAAAAAAAGAGAUAUAGAAUUGAAGUGAUGAAGGAAAGGAAGGAAGGAAAUUCAUUGAUAAAGAAGUGAUUGGAUAUAUUGAUUCUAUUGAUUGAAUGAAUGGGAAAAAAUAUUUCCAUAACCUCUUUCUCAAAAUUAGGGCAUGGAGACAUUAACAGAAGUGCGUCAGCAUCCUAUUUUUAGUGUAUGUUCGUAACAACACAUUUCAAUUGAGGUGGGUGAUCUUUUGUUCAUGACAGAUUUGUGACCUAUUUUUCUGAAGUUGUAGUUGUAGGGCACAUUUUCACUGCUGGUGAGUGAUGGGUGGAGCUAUCCAUGGACAUGCCCUAAUUAUGACCAAUUAGGUGUAUGUGAUACUUUCUAUUUUCAGUCAAUAAAAAAAAUCGAUACCUUCAUCAAUUCUUCAACUUUAUGAAUUUAUCCACUGUCACUUUGCGAUGGAUAGUGACAUCAAUCACCAGUGCUUGUGAUCUCUAACAAUAACAACAACAACAUCAAUCUUGCCCAAGUCAAAUUCGUACCGUAGUCAAAGCAUUGCAUGAUUCUUUGAUUUGGUUUACCCAUUCAAGUCAAAUUUUAUCUUUAGAAGUUGUCUAAAUAUGGGUUUGGAACUUUGGGUGGAAGAGAUUGCAUUGCUGCUAUACUUUAGGCCACAUGACUUGAAACUUGAAAGCAUGUAUAUGUAUAUGACAAUGCUUUUUUAAUAUUAUAUGACCGCCAAUAAAAAAAAAAAGAAUUAAGUGUAAAUAUAUAAUGUGAUGUUAAUUGUUUUAUUGAAUAGAAAAGGCAGAAAAUACAUUAGUGACCAAAGUUGAGAGAGCGUUUAAAGGGAUAACUGUCAUGUUAAAGAAUGGUACAGAGUACAGAGAGUUUCUUGUAAAUAUGUAUUGAUAGAAUGUAUUCUAUGUAAGAAAUGCUAACAAAACAAAAAACAGUGAAAAAAGAAUGAAAAAUGUAUUGUCUUUUGUAAGGAGUAAUUAAAAGGGGCUGGCCCCUAUUAAAAAUGGGCAGUGAUGCCAAAUAGCAAUCAUUGCUAAUGUUUGGUUGUAUGCUUCCCGAGUAAAGAUUUCAAUAUUUGCUUAUUUUGGUCAAAAUGUUGUGCCAUUUAAUAAUGAAACAUUGAUUUUUAUAUAUUUUUGGGGGGUCAUGUGACAGUCACUGAGAACAAUUAUUUUGUUUUGGUUAGAGGGUCAUUAUUCUUGGUCAUUAGUGAAUAUUUAUGAAUUCAGAAAGGCUAAAGGACAUUACUUAUUGUCUGAAUUGAGGUAGAAAGCAAAUGAGAGAACAAUUUUGCGAUGCUCUUGAUUAAUGCUGCAUUUCCAAGCUUAGAAAAAUGAAAUCAUGUAGUUCUUUUCAAACUUGUUCAAUUAUAGGAGGUUGUCUAGGCAUUCUUAACCAAGCAGAAGGUGCACAAAUCUUGAUUUAAAAAAAAAACGUUUUAUUUCCUAUAAGAAAGAAAAUGUACCCCCCCUUUUUUUUUGGGGGGGGGGGACUUAUUUUAGUUCAUGAAUAAACAUGAAAUUAAUGGUGGUUUGUUAUACUUUAGCAACUUUUCGUUACAAGCCCUUUAAUUUCACUAAAAAACAGCAAAUAUAUAGGCCUAUCUAAUGAUUGGCACAAAGUAUUGUAUUACAGAUGUCUAGAUUUUGAUGUACAUGUAUGCAAGUAGCAGUGACCAAUAAUUAUAGCCACAUUUUCCAAAGGAUGCUUCACAAGCAUUCUAAUAUUUCUCUCAGUAUUGUUCAUCUAAAAGGGUUAAGUCAGUAAUAAGUCUCAGAAUCAAUCAGAGGGCUUGCAAUUGAUUGCUGUUCUGCUUACUACAAAAAAUGUAAAUUGAUUAUGUUUAUUUACAAUUGAUCAAUCAAUUGCAAAUUUACAUGUGAUAUUGAAUAUCAAUUGCAAGCACAUUUUUUGUUGUUGCGAAUACCCCAUUAAUCUCGUUUAAUACUAUGAAGUGUACUUGUUAUUGUUCUGUAUAAUCGGUUAUUGACAUCUUACAAUUCUAAGUUUCAUUCUUAGAUUCCUGUUUUACUUAGUAUGACUAUGAAGUUUAUUAUUAGGAGUGUUUGUUUUUAGGUAAAUAUAAUCUCUAUUUGUUUUACUAGCAUGGUUGUUUGAGUAUUUUGGGUGGUUUAUGAUUUUAGGAUGUAGACAGGAGGCCUAAGCAAGGUUGUCAUAAAAAAUAAAUCUGCUUUUAGAGUCAUUUUGGUAAUUGAUAGUGACAGAGCAAUUAUUAGGUUUUUUUUUAUUAUGCUUUGUCUCUCUAAAAAAGCUACCAAAUAAUAAAAUUAUUAUUCAUUCUACAUUCUGUGCUAAUGGUUUGUGGCUUGGUAUUUAUCCCAAGUUCAUUUUGAUUGGUGCAUUGAGAGUCGUUUUUUUUUUCAUUGCUUAGCAGCUCAUCUUGUGCACUUAUUACGUUGUAUGUAUUAAACCUGGAAAAUUGUAUCAAUAAACUUGUCUCUUGUAUUAAAAGAAAAGACAAUA
Lytechinus pictus (painted urchin) is the source of this 7741-nucleotide messenger RNA. Its product is annotated as RNA-binding Raly-like protein. Gene Ontology annotation, molecular function: RNA binding. The coding region runs from base 355 to 1032 and encodes 225 amino acids. Gene Ontology annotation, cellular component: nucleus. NCBI's taxonomy places the organism in Eukaryota, Metazoa, Echinodermata, Echinoidea, Temnopleuroida, Toxopneustidae. The transcript is spliced from 6 exons. The record is from RefSeq and is a predicted model, not a curated record.